CUGGUGUCAGUGCCGCGGCCAUGGCGGACCUGACAGACGCGGAGCUUCGGAAGGAGCUGAUGGCGCUGGGCUACCGGCCGGGCCCCAUCACCGCCACCACCCGCAAGGUCUACUUGAAGAAGCUGGGCUGCCUGCGGGCCGAGGUGGCGGCGGCCAAGCGCAGGGGCCCCGCCACGCCACCCAGCCCGGCCCGCUCCUCCGCCAGGCCGCAGCAGGCCUCGCCCUCGCGGCCGCGCUCCGGCUACAACCCCGCCGUCGGGGCUGCCCACGACAGUGAGGAGGAGGAUGAGGAGGAGGAGGAAGAGGAGGAAGAAGAAGAAGUGGGGCAACAGCCCGCGUCCCGCUGGGGGACGCCUGGGAAGGGUGGCGGGCUGGCCUGGGGGGACUCCCGGGGGUCCCCGCCGGGCCGGAGCGGAGGGCUCGGCCACGGGCCUGAGGGAGGCCUGUCCCGGGACAGCUUCGGGGGGGUGAGCUCCUCGGCGCAGUGGGGAGGAGAGAGGAGUGGGGGUGCCAGGGCCGGGCUGGGGGGGUAUGAAGGGCUGAGCUCCCCCUCCCCAUGGGACACGUCCAUACAGAGAAGUGGGGGGCUUGGGGACAGGCCGGGGGCGUCCCGGGAUGGGCUUGGGGGGCUGAGCUCCGCUUCCCUGUGGGGCACAUCCGCAGAGAGGAGUGGGGGGUUUGGGGCUGGGUUAGAGCCAUCCCUGGAUAGGUCUGGGGGGCUGAGCUCCACGUCCCACUGGGAGAUGUCGGAGGAGAGGAGCAGGGGGCUCAGCACCGGGCGGGGGGCGUCCCUGGAUGGGUUUCAGGGGCCAAGCACCACGUCCCAAUGGAGCACGUUUACAGAGAGGAGUGAGGAGCUCGGUGUUGGGUCAGAGCCGUCCCUGGAUGGGUUUCGGGGCUCAGGCUCCUCUGCCUCGCAGUGGGGCACGUCAGCAGAGAGGAGCGGGGGGCUCAGUACGGGGUUGAAGGCGACCCUAGAUAGGUUUCGGGGGUCUAGUGGCACAUCCCAGUGGAGCACAACUGCAGAGAGAAGUGGGGGCCUCAGCGUCAGAGGUGGGUCGGGGACAUCCUUGGAUGGGGUUGGAGGGUUGAGCUCCACGUCCUCCUGGGGUGUCUCCACAGGCAGGAGCGGGGGGCUCAGCUCCAAACCCCUUUCCAGUGAUGAGGUUGGGGGGCUGAAGCCCAGGAGCCACUGGGGCAUGUCGGGAGGAGGAAUUGGGGGGCAGAGCUCCCGAGCUCAGUGGGAGACAGUGGGGGAAAGGAAGGGGUUCUCCUCCAACAGCGCGUGGAGGCGGGAAAGCGAGGUGACACCUGGCACCCACUGGGGCACCGCGGCGGGACCUGGGGGGGUGAGUCACCAGUUUGGGAGAGGGAAAGAGGAUUUGGCUUCCAGCGUUCGGAAGGAGGCGGACAGGGAGCUGAACCCCAGCAGCCGAGGAGGGGGGUUGAUCCGGCGCUUUCCAUGGAGGGCUACGAGCGACACAGGGCUGGCUUCGGGGAGCCGGUGGGGAGCAGGGCAGGGAAUAACCUCCCGAGCCCCCUUGUUGCGGUCAGGCCCCAAGCAGCAGACGGAAGGAAAGGGCAAAGGCCUCGAAUACUACUUCUCCCAGUUCCUUUGCCUCGCCAGCUUUGUGCUGCUGAUGAUCUUUCUGGGCAUCCUCAUGGUGAAGAUGAUCGGGUCAGGCUGGCUUGACAAGAGAGAGGAGAACUUUAAUCUCCUGCCUGUGGAUUGUGACAAAAGAACGGAUGAUUUCUGUCAAGCUAAACAGAAGGACGUGAUAAUGAACGUGCUGCACGAGUUGUAUAAGUACUUGUCUGUACAAGCUGGUAAUUUUGAAUGCGGAAACCCUGAAAAUCUAAAAAGCAAAUGCGUUUGGGUUAAUGAAGCGAAGGAUCACGUGGUGAAUGUAACUGGUGCUUCCUCACAGAAGUUUGAAGCUGCCCUGCGCUGGAUACUAAACAGUAACAAGGAUUUAGGAAUAUGGUUGAGAGCCAGAGACCUUUCGGAAGCGGUUACCAGGGUGGAAGAUGUGUUCUGCCUCGAAUCGGCCCAUCCCCAGAUGGGGCUCGGCUGCCGCUUCCGACGGGCAGUGGUCACUGCCAUCAUGAACCUCUUCCUGUUUUUCUGGAGUCUGAUAACUCUUUGGGGGAUCCUGAUCUUCCUCAGGUAUCGCUGGCGGAAGAUGGAGGAAGAGGAACAAGCCAUGUAUGAAAUGGUGAAGAAGAUCAUAGCUGUUGUCCAGGACCACUAUAAGGAAUGGGAACGCAACUUGGAACGUUACCCCUACGUCGGCAUCUUCCACGUUCGGGACAGCCUCAUCCCUCCUCAAAGCAGAAAAAAAAUGAAGCGGGUGUGGGAGAGAGCUGUGGACUUUCUGGCUUCAAACGAGUCCCGGAUUCAGACAGAGUCGCACAGAGUAGCAGGAGAGGACAUGCUGGUGUGGAGAUGGACUCAGCCUUCCUACGUCUCGGAUUCAGAGCACUGAAGAGGAGCAGAAGUUGAGCAACUGUUGAUAUGGACCCUCUGCGAGGGGACAUCCCUUCUCUGGUGGUGGGAAAGAGCAGGUCACGGGCCGGAGCUCCCAGGGUUGGGGAUUGUGCCUCUCUGUUUGCUCUUCUUCCUGAAAAAUCUUCGCACACAAAAAGUCAGGGCAAUAAUAUUGGCUCGGAAAGAAGAUGGGCUUGAGCUGGUGGGAAGCCAGAAUUGCACCAAAGUCAGCCUUCCAGCAGGCAUCUGGCUUCCGUAGGCAAGCGAACCUAGAACAACGUUUUAAAAAGAAAAAAAAAGAAAAUGCAGACCUAAUAUCGAGGGACUCAGGGUCUCUCAGACAAACCUUAAGUGUUUAAAAUUUGACCUCAAUUCUGGUGGCAACGCCCGUCAGGGAAUGUCUUUCAAGAAGGUUAACAUUUCCCAUGGAAACUUUAGGGUGGCAGCUCAUACGUGUUUUGUUAGAAUUUGUUUUUAUCAGUACAAAGUGAUGAAAGCACUUGCUGCUUCCUGAGGAGGAAAACGUUGGUGUCGGCUUCACCCUUAUAAAUGGGGAAGGGGU
Calidris pugnax (ruff) is the source of this 3050-nucleotide messenger RNA. RefSeq names its product LEM domain containing 2 (gene LEMD2). Gene Ontology annotation, molecular function: chromatin DNA binding. The record is from RefSeq and is a predicted model, not a curated record. Lineage: Eukaryota; Metazoa; Chordata; Aves; Charadriiformes; Scolopacidae. The transcript is spliced from 9 exons. Gene Ontology annotation, cellular component: nuclear inner membrane. Gene Ontology annotation, biological process: nuclear envelope organization; negative regulation of BMP signaling pathway. The coding region runs from base 21 to 2486 and encodes 821 amino acids.